Messenger RNA from Rhopalosiphum maidis (corn leaf aphid), 1964 nucleotides. RefSeq names its product alpha-tocopherol transfer protein-like. The transcript has 7 exons. Gene Ontology annotation, molecular function: phosphatidylinositol bisphosphate binding. Gene Ontology annotation, cellular component: membrane. Bases 841 to 1794 code for a protein of 317 amino acids. Lineage: Eukaryota; Metazoa; Arthropoda; Insecta; Hemiptera; Aphididae. The record is from RefSeq and is a predicted model, not a curated record.
CCGCACAGUCGUCGCCGUCUUCGUUGUAGUCGUCGUUACCUACCGUCUCUACCGCCGCACCGCUGCCCGUCGGCAUUCGUAUAUAUAAACACACUGCCGUGUCCCUUUACGUUCUCGCGUUUUAAUAAUUAAUAAUCGUCGUUUUGAUAUAUUAUAAUAUUGCGUCGGAUAACAUAUAAUAAAUAUAUUACCUGGAAGCUCGCGCGCGCACGCCGCCGUGUACAGUUAGGAGGUAUAACCUAUACCUAGGUACACUCCGCGAAACCGUAUAUUAUUAUCAUAAUAACAUUAUCGGCGGCGCGCAUUAUAGUUAUUAUCCAGUACGUAGGUAAUAGCGUUUUUCCCUUCGUUUACCUCUUCUUUUCGUACGUCCGAUCGCCUAUACGACUCUCGCGUACCUCAUAUAACAAUUAAUUUGACAUCAUAUACCUACGACGUUUUGAAUUCGUUUUCACGAGAGCGGCCUUGAAUGGACGACAUUGACAGUGUUCUCGUGAUAUAUAAAUAAAACCCAUAUGCACACAAUACACGCAUAAUAACAAAACUAUUACGCACGUCUAACGCGUUCCUUUGCGUGCGUUGUACCUGCCUACCUAAAUUAUGAUAUAUAGGAACUGCGGCCAAUAACAUAAUAUAUUAUUGUAAUAAUAAUUCAGCUCGCGCACAAAACUGUUGUUUUGGCGAACGACGGCGGCGGCGGCGCGGCAGCAGCAACAGCGCGCAACCGGCUACUCGAUAUUUUACGUACCUGCCGUAACAGUUAUCAGUCAAUCGUGACACGGACGCCCGAGCGGACGGACGGACGGACGGACCGACGGAGACACGCGCCCCCCCCCGAAAAUGCCACAGCUCAUAUUGUCCAACAGCGAACGGAUCGCUCCGGCGGCCGUCAUCGUCGACGACCACAAACCCGUCGGCACGGACGUCGAUUUCCCGGACGUGCUGGCCGACCUGGACGUGGAAUCGUUGCCGGACGACGUUGUCGAAUACGGUCGAGUCCGAGUUGGCGAGACCGAGGAGUCCAGGACCAGACUGGUGGCCGAACUCGAGGACAUGAUAUACGAGAGAGGGGAUGUUACACCGCACAGAAUGGAUGAAAAGUUUCUACUACGGUUUUUAAGAGCUCGACAUUUCAAACUUAAUGCCACAUACAAACUAAUCGUGAAUUACUACAGAUUUAGAGAAAAUCAUCCAGAUUACUACACAAUAAAUCCACUGGAUUUAUCUUUCAUAGCCGACUUAGAAGUAUUAAGCGUUCUGCCUUACAAAGAACAAACCGGCAGACGAAUUUUAAUUUAUAAAUUAGGUAAUUGGAACACCAACGAUUUCGACAUGAACGAAAUACUUAAAGCAUCGCUGGCCACGUUAGAGCUUGGCAUUUUAGAACCGAUGGCUCAAAUACUCGGUGGGGUGGUCAUAUUCGAUAUGAACGGAUUUACGCUUCAGCACGCUUACCAAAUCACGCCAAAAGUCGUUUCUACGAUUUUCGACCUCAUCGUCUAUUCUAUACCGAUGAAAACGUACGCGAUCCACAUAAUCAACGAGUCGUGGGUGUUCGAAACGGUGUUCAAUCUCUUUAAGCCGCUUUUGGGCAAGCGUUACAACGAAAUGUUAUUUUUCCACGGUAAAAAUAUGGAAUCUUUACACAAACACAUCGAUCCAAAAUAUCUGCCAAAAGAAUACGGUGGAGUGCGUCCAAAUUAUCCUUAUCAACAUUGGUUUAUUAAUUUGAAGAACAAUGCCGCAGUAGUAAAAGAAAUGGAGAGUUUGGGUUAUAACAUUAACUCUAAAUGAUCCUCGUUGAAACGUUAUACUAUUGUAAUUACACAUAUUUUUUUUUAAUUUUAAGUUUUAUGCUUUCAAUUUUUGGUUCAUGUUUAUCAUUUUUAUUAUUUCAUUUUUAAUAAAUAUCAUAUAUUAUAUUAUAGUAUUUAAAAUAAAUCCAUGACAUUGAUCAUUCAUAA